UACUUAUUCGUCUGAUAUUUUAUAGCAAACAAAUAGUUAUAAAUCUAUUUUUAUUAUUACAAAUCUAAUGUUUUCUUGCAUUUUAAUAAUUUUCACUUAGCAAGAUCAUCUAAUACGCCAGAGAAACUGGAGUGAGGACAAUUAUGGAUUCAGAUUUGUCCGGUGCGGAUUUCUGUCGCUUCUGUCGAUCGGAAGCUUCUUCGGAUCGCCCUUUAUUCCAUCCCUGCAUUUGCACCGGCUCUAUAAAAUGGAUUCAUCAAGAGUGUCUAGUACAAUGGAUGCGGUAUUCGCGAAAAGAGAUUUGCGAGUUGUGUGGUCAUCGAUUUUCCUUCAUGCCGAUUUAUUCGCCCGAUAUGCCUCGACGACUACCGAUACGGGAUGUGAUGGGUGGUUUGGUCACCUCAGUGGCGUCGGCUGUGAAAGACUGGCUGCACUAUACUCUGGUAGCCCUCGCCUGGCUCGGCAUCGUUCCACUAACCGCUUGUAGAACAUACCGAUGCCUAUUUUCGGCUUCUCUGGAUCCAGUUAUAUCACUGCCAUUUGAUAUAGUAUCGGCUGAGAAUCUUGCUAAAGAUGUUUUCUCGGGUUGCUUUGUUGUAACAUGUACUUUAUUUUCGUUUAUCGGUCUCGUAUGGCUCCGAGAGCAGAUAAUGCAUGGUGGGGGUCCAGACUGGAUGGAAAGAGAAAACCUACCAGCUCCUCCUCCAGAAGAAAUCCCAUUGCCUGAAAAUAAUAAUGACCGGAUUAAUGAGGUUCCCGGAGAAGAAGGAGCAGAGAGAGAAGAAGGCAUUGGUGAUGCUGGAGAAGAUGCUCUAGUGGGAGAUGAGGCUAAUUGGAAUCCUAUGGACUGGGACAGAGCAGCAGCUGAGGAGCUAACCUGGGCUCGGCUUCUUGGUUUGGAUGGCUCAAUGGUGUUUUUGGAACAUGUCUUUUGGGUUGUAUCCCUUAAUACAUUGUUUAUUCUGGUGUUUGCAUUCUGCCCGUACCACAUUGGAAAAUUGGGGGCUGCUCUAGCACGCUUGACUGCAGAGGGUCCCUUUGCUGGACCUCUGACUGCUUUGGCUGGGUAUGUGUUGGUGGGAGCAAUCCUAGCUGUGUUACAUGGCAUAGCAUCCUUGUUACGUCUCAGAAGUGCAAAGAAGGCUCUAGGUUUCUGCUAUGUUGUUGUGAAGGUGGCCCUCCUGUCUGUUGUAGAGAUUGGUGUAAUCCCACUUGUCUGUGGUUGGUGGUUGGAUCUAUGCUCCCUCUCAAUGUUUGAUGCGACCUUAAAGGACAGAGAGUCAAGUCUCCAAGCAGCACCUUGGACAUUGAUGUUUAUACAUUGGCUUGUUGGCAUGGUCUAUGUAUACUACUUUGCAUCAUUCAUCUUGCUACUAAGAGAGGUGCUCCGGCCUGGUGUGCUUUGGUUCUUAAAGAAUUUGAAUGAUCCUGACUUCAGUCCUGUGCAGGAAAUGAUACAUCUUUCUGUAUGGUCGCACAUUAGGCGUCUUAUUGUUUCGGCCAUGAUAUUCGGUACAGCUGUACUCUUUAUGCUGUGGCUACCGAUAAGGGUCAUCAAAUAUGUGUUACCCGGAUUUCUUCCUUACGCCGUUGCUGUGCACACUGAAGCACCCGUGAAUGAAUUGAGCUUGGAAUUAUUAUUGCUGCAGGUGAUUCUGCCGGCUCUAUUGGAGCAGUCUCACACUCGCACGUGGCUGAAGGCGGGUCUGCGUGCUUGGUGCGCGUGCGCCGCUGCCCUGCUCGGACUGCGAUCCUACCUGCUGGGCGAGGCCGCUAGAGAUGAGCCCAACCCGCCCCCACAUCCUCCGCAUCAGCUCGGCGCGGCGCAUCAGGCUCUGGUAUGGCGUGACGGUCCUGCGGGCUUCGAGCCGUACGUCCGCGUGUCGUGGUUCCCGCUGCGGCUGGUCGGCCUGCUCGUCCUCGUCUCCAUAUCACUCAUCAUGGCCAGCGCUCUCACUUUGGUUAUUCCGGUGGCUAUUGGUAGGAAAGUGAUGUCCCUGUGGCUACCAAAGGGAGCGGAAGGUGUUCACGAGCUAUACACGGCGGCUUGCGUCGUUCAAAUGUAUCAAGGCAUGUACGUGUGCUGGGCGGUGGGACGCGGGGGUGCGCUGGCUGCGGGCUGGGCGCGCGGCGGCCGCGCUGCGCUGCUCGCUCGGGCCGCGCUGUGGGCACGACGCGCGGCACGAGCUACGCUCGCGGCACUCGCUCUGCUCGGACUAGUGCCAUUGAUGUUUGGAUUACUGCUGGAAUUGGUGUUGGUGAUACCUCUGCGCGUACCGCUGGAGCAAUCUCCGGUGCUGUUCGUGUGGCAGGACUGGGCGCUGGGCGUGCUCUACACAAAGAUCGUGUGUGCGCUUACUAUGAUGGGUCCCGACUGGACAAUGCGGCGUGCUAUCGAGAAAGCAUAUAGAGAUGGCAUUAGGGAGAUGGAUUUGAAGUUUAUACUUCGUGACGUGGCUGCUCCGCUGGUGCGGUGGCUGGGUCUGGCGCUGGCGGUGCCGUACGCGUUGGCACACAGCGCCGCCCCGCUGCUGGUGAGCGCGCCCGUGCAGCGCAACCUGCUCGCAAGACGUAUCUACCCAGCGCUACUGUUGCUCGUUGUCCUCGGAGCACUCGCUGUAUUCCAGAUCCGGCAGUUCAGGAAAUUGUACGAGCACAUUAAGAACGACAAAUAUCUGGUGGGUCAGCGCCUCGUCAACUACGACCAUCGGCGUCACAAGCAACAGCGCAGCUCCGUCGCCGCUACCAACUGAGACCUCUAGAGACCGAUCGACCCAGCAUGAAACCACCCGAGACUGAGCCUAGACAAAUGUUAUACAUAGUUAUGUUUAACCCACUAUCUGUACAAGUUAAAACACCCUUUAUAUCAUAAAUACCACUUGUAUAUAAGCCAGAUACAAGUUGUAUACACCUGAUAUUACUCGAAGAGACAUCUAUAUACAAUAUACGAACAAGAUUCUGUUAGCGGAACACUAUUUAAAGUGUAUUAUGAUAAAAUACCCAUGUAUAUCAAAUGUAUCUUAUUUGUAUCUUGUAUACAAGUGAUAUACAUUAUAUACACUUGACAUCACCGUAUCAAAUAAAAUACUCUGAAAAAAUAAUAUAUGUAUCUACAAGUUAUGACGGAACACUUUUUACCCAAAUGCAAGUAAAAUAUGUAAUAACUACAUCAAAUAUUAUUAUUCGAGAUAUAAACGAUACAAAAAUCUUAAAAAAAGACGUUUUGUAUAACGUUUUUAUAAACUCGGGAUAAGCUUAAUGUAUCGAUGUCAAAUCAUUGUGUCUAGAUAUUACUGCUCUUAGAAAAUUUUGCUUUGAAAUUUAAUAAAUUUUUUAAUCUAAAAUACGCGGGAGAAAGUGGGAAAAAGCUUAAUGUCAAUCCAACAUUUAGCAAAGAAUAACAUUUUGGGAUUGUAUAUAAUUAUCUUUGGUGUGAAGAUAAAAUAUGGCGGCAUAGACUAUGAAUUAGGUAUUAAAUGCAAAUGCAUUUUUAACAUUUAAUAUACUUGGUGUAUUAAAGAAAAUAAGUCCCGAUCAGUGAAAUCUACCAAAUAUUUGAGAUUAUUAGAGAAACUAAAUAUUGCUAAUUUAUAUUAAAUAUGAAUCCGCCUCAUCUUUGCUUCAGUAAAAAAUUCCAUUAUUGAAAGAAUAGUUAAAGGCAGUUUUGGAGUUUUUGAGGUUAUCUGGAAUGAAGAAACCAUUUUUUUAUAUUUAUAAAUAAUUACAAUAGAUAGACAUCAGACAGUAAGAUAAAACUAGCGUGAAAAAAGACAUUUUUUUUAGUUAAAAAAUUUCAA
Papilio xuthus (Asian swallowtail) is the source of this 3797-nucleotide messenger RNA. RefSeq names its product E3 ubiquitin-protein ligase MARCH6. Gene Ontology annotation, molecular function: zinc ion binding. Gene Ontology annotation, cellular component: endoplasmic reticulum membrane. Bases 144 to 2753 code for a protein of 869 amino acids. The transcript has 11 exons. The record is from RefSeq and is a predicted model, not a curated record. Lineage: Eukaryota; Metazoa; Arthropoda; Insecta; Lepidoptera; Papilionidae. Gene Ontology annotation, biological process: ERAD pathway.